UUGAAUUGGGGAUUUGAUGUAUGCGGACAUUGCUUAAACUGUCAACCAGGAAUCCGUGUAGUCGACGCCGGCCAGUUCGUGCCCGUGUUGCCGGGGAGCCUGGCGUCUGAUGAGCCGGUCCUGGGAGUCCGAGCACCACGUCACUUCUCUGUCACCAGCCUCAGUCUUGCCGAUAGGGUAUUUCAACUGUUGGCUGGCCUGAAGACAACACCUCUCAUCGACUACAAGACGAUCGGCCAACGACAAUCCGCCCAACUACAGGUCGCCGAGGCAACAGUCGAGGCAACCAAUAGUCUGGCCAUUGUGUUCGGCGGUGACCACAGCCUCGGGCUUGGCAGCAUUUUCGGCCAUUGUCGCUACCAGCCGAACACCUGCGUUGUGUGGGUCGACGCUCACGCCGAUAUCAACACACCGAUCAGCUCGAGCACUGGCCACACUCACGGCAUGCCAGUGGCCUUCUUGUUGCGUCAACUCGAGGAGGAGAUGCCGUGGAUCGAGGAGUUUCAGGACCUGAAGAGUUGGUGA
This is a messenger RNA of Protopolystoma xenopodis, 525 nucleotides long. The record is from the annotation of a GenBank genome assembly. NCBI's taxonomy places the organism in Eukaryota, Metazoa, Platyhelminthes, Monogenea, Polystomatidea, Polystomatidae.